AAGUGUAAAGUGAAAUGAAUAAGUUUAAGUAAUUAAUUGUGUAAUGCCUGUAAAUAUCGCGUGUGAAGCAAAAAGUCUCAAAUUGUGCAUCGCUACGUGAGUGAAAGCAAAUUUUCCGUAUGCAAUUGAAAUUUGCCAAUCUUUUGUGGAAAAGUGGAAAAAAAUGUUUGAAUUGUGUUUUAAAAUAUUUGUGUUACCAAAAAAUUACGUUAUUAAAUGCAAUAAGGUUUUUUGUUAUAUUUUUUGCAAAUUGAUAAAAGAUUGUGCGUCGUGUGUGGCUCGUUUAUGUUCGCAGCUGCAUGCAAAAACAUGUUCAUGCGUUUAACAGUGAAAUCGGCUGCUUCAAUAGAGGCUCGCCUGCGCGAGAUGCAACGUAAAUUAUCGGAAAUUGCGGAAAUACCGAAAAUACUCUCCUCCACACUCGCCACCGUGUCGCAAACAUUCGAGAAAUUGAGUCCCAGUGAUUUGCAGCAACACCGCAAGCAUUCCUACGAUGAGGAUGCACUGGAUUACGAGCUAAGUGGCGCCAACGCCGAGCAACGUCUCAAGUUGAAGGCUAAAGGAAAAGCAAACGCCAAAACCGCUGAGCCAUUCGGCGGCGCGAAAAUGUACUUGGCAAAAGACUCGACGCCGGAAUCGGAUUAUGCAUCGGAAGGCAAUUAUGAAUCAAAUGAAGCAGACACGGAUGACGAUUAUGACGUUGCUGAUGUCGGCGGCGGCGACGGUGACGCUGACGAUGAUGAUGAUGAAAAUGCUUGCGAGAGUAGAAAUAUGAGAGAACGUAAUGGAGCGCGCAAAGCAGCCUGUUUUCAGGGCGUUGAAAGUGGAACAAGUAAUUAUGUUUUGCGCGCAGUGGAUCCGGUAAAAAUCAACACUGGCAGUGAGGCAGAAGCCGCUAUACCAUAUGCGUUUCUGACACGAAUGAGACCGGCCAAGUCGAGUGUGCCGCAGCGCAAACAAUAUAAGCAACAACAUCAUCAUGACAAUGUCAAUGACAGCGUUAAUGUUAUUGCAGGUGACAAAGAUUACGGCGAUAUAACGACGACGGAUGAUGAAGCUCAGGAUUAUGUCGAUGAUGAUGACAACGAGGAUUCCGACGAAGAUGUUGUAACAGCCAGACUCGUUAGUGACGACUCAGGUAGUGAUGUUGAAACGGAGGCCGCUGACGCGGCAGGCAAUAGUGUUGAUGACGAUGACGAUGCCACUUAUGAUGACGAAGCUGAUGAUGACGAAGAUUUCCUAACUGCCACCUACACCUGGAAUUUGAACAAAAUACCUAAGUUACAGUUGAAUGACGAGAAACAAUCGGGCGACGAGAGCAAUCCAUAUAAGGAUCAGAUUGACAUGGAUGACACGGAUGAGGAAAAGCCGAAAAAGAAAGCGCGUUGGUGCCAUACUGACGAUGACUUGCAGAAGGAAAAACAUUUGCAGUGGGUCGAUGCGGAGGAUGAAAAGGAGAAGAAGUUUGCCGAUAAAUUGGAGCGCUCUUGGCCCUGGGCAGAUCGCGAGAAAAUUAUAUACAAGCAAUCAACUUGUCACCUGGUACGUCGCCGUCCUUUGGGUUUGGUUGAGCAGCGCAUCAAAUUAUUGGCUAAACAGAAUCUGAGCGACAGCUUGGAACGACAGCUGCAGUGAAAUUAAAUUAUUGCACAGGUUAUUGGCAACAGUUGCAUUGACAUUGCGGAAUUGGGUUGAUAUGCUAUGAGAACUGCCAUUAUUAAUAUACUGCUAGCAAAAUACAUAUUAUAUAUUGUUUAUAUAUUCCUUAUAUUUAUCGAAAGAAUGUCAUAUUAAAUCGUUAUUUAGCUAUAUUAGCGCCCAUUUGCAUAUUUCAUUUUGAAUAAAGCGUUGUUUUUAAAAGUU
Bactrocera tryoni is the source of this 1863-nucleotide messenger RNA. RefSeq names its product protein PFC0760c-like. NCBI's taxonomy places the organism in Eukaryota, Metazoa, Arthropoda, Insecta, Diptera, Tephritidae. The record is from RefSeq and is a predicted model, not a curated record. Bases 286 to 1635 code for a protein of 449 amino acids. The transcript is spliced from 4 exons.